AUGUGGAGCUCAGCGACGGAGGGCAUGGAAAGAUGGGGAUGCAGUAUUCGUGAUGCAGUAAGGCCGUGCGCGUGCGGGUGCGUGUUGCAGUGCGAGGCCGUGCCCGGGCUGGGCUUCCGUCGCGGCAGCUACAAGUGCGUGUGCCGGCGCGGCUUCUACUUCCCCGACACGCGCGCCGCGCUGCGCUACUACAACGGCUCCGCGCAGGAGAGCGCGUACGGGGCGCCGGGCGCCUUCGAGUGCCUGCCCUGCGCCGAGGGCUGCGACGCCUGCGUGGACGACCGGCCGUGCGUGGCCACGCUCAACUGGGCGCUGCGCACCACCAUCCUCGCGCUCACCUGCGUCGCCAUCUUGUGCCUGCCCGCAGCCGCCAUCUUCACCUGGAAGUUCGGACACGUCAAAGUAGUUCGAGCUGCAAGUCCUGCGUUGCUGAGGUUCAUCACUCUUGGUGCGUUUUUUAUCUAUGGCACGGUGGUGGUGGCUUAUCCCAGCCCUAACGUGGUGACGUGCACAGCGCGAGUGUGGCUGCGAGAAAUUGGCUUCGCCCUCACGUACGGCGCUCUGAUGCUCAAGACGUGGCGCGCGCUGCUGGCCGUGCGCACCCUAGUGGCGGCGCCGCGCGUCGUCGUCGGACGCACCGCCGAGGACCUCAAGGCGCCGCUCUGCCGCGCCGACUGGUGGGACCACGCCUUCAGCGCGCUGGAGGCGCUCUUCCUGGUGUGGGGAAUCCGGCUGUGCAUCGUGGUGCGCAAGGCCCCCUCCGAAUUCAACGAGAGCCGCUUCAUCUCCAUGGCCAUCUACAACGAGUUCCUUCUCUCCGUCUUCCUCAACAUCUCCAUGCUGUUUCUGCAGUCCCCUGCCAAUCCAGAUCUGCUUUAUAUUAUAUUCUUUGCUCACACGCAACUUACAGUCACCAUGCUGCUUGGCCUGAUCUUCGGCAGCAAG
Messenger RNA from Gryllus bimaculatus (two-spotted cricket), 945 nucleotides. Lineage: Eukaryota; Metazoa; Arthropoda; Insecta; Orthoptera; Gryllidae. The record is from the annotation of a GenBank genome assembly.